GCCCAGACCGACGGGCUUUGCAGUCGCGGGGCGUCCUUGGGGCGCAGGAGGCAGCCAGCGCCAUGCAAAACUACAAGUACGACAAGGCCAUCGCUCCCGAGAGCAAGAACGGAGGCAGCCCGGCGCUCAACAACAGCCCCAGGAGGAGCGGCAGCAAGCGGGUGCUCCUCAUCUGCCUCGAUCUCUUCUGCCUUUUCAUGGCUGGCCUGCCCUUCAUCAUCAUUGAAACCAGCACCAUCAAGCCUUACCAGCGAGGCUUCUAUUGCAACGAUGAGAGCAUCAAGUAUCCACUGAAAACUGGGGAGACCAUCAAUGAUGCAGUGCUCUGUGCAGUGGGGAUCGUCAUUGCCAUCCUAGCGAUUAUCACCGGGGAAUUCUACAGGAUCUAUUACCUAAAGGAGAAGUCCCGCUCGACCAUUCAGAAUCCAUAUGUGGCGGCCCUCUAUAAGCAAGUGGGAUGCUUCCUCUUCGGCUGUGCCAUCAGUCAGUCAUUCACAGACAUUGCCAAAGUCUCCAUAGGGCGCCUGCGUCCUCACUUCUUGAGUGUCUGCAAUCCUGAUUUCCGCCACAUCAACUGCUCUGAGGGCUACAUUCAGACGUACACCUGCAGAGGUGAUGACAGCAAAGUCCAAGAAGCCAGGAAGUCCUUCUUCUCUGGCCACGCUUCCUUCUCCAUGUACACCAUGCUGUAUUUGGUGCUGUACCUGCAGGCCCGCUUCACCUGGCGAGGUGCCCGCCUGCUGCGACCCCUCCUACAGUUCACCCUGAUCAUGAUGGCCUUUUACACAGGAUUGUCCCGCGUCUCUGACCACAAGCACCACCCCAGCGAUGUCCUGGCAGGAUUCGCACAAGGAGCCCUGGUGGCCUUCUGCAUAGUUUUCUUCGUGUCUGACCUCUUCAAGACCAAGUCAACACUCUCGCUGCCUCCUCCUGCCAUCCGGAAGGAAAUCCUUUCCCCGGUGGACAUUAUUGACAGGAACAAUCACCACAACAUGGUGUAGGUGCCACCCGCCUUCCAAGCUGCGCUUGUAAAGUGACUACUGACAGCAAGUUCUUGCUGCUCGCCAAUCUCAUCAGACAGUAGAAUGUAGGGAAAAACUUUUUUGCCCACCUGGUCUUAAAAAAAUGAAGAAAAAAGCCCCACCACUUACCUUGUGGCCUUCCAGCAUAGGUAGCACACACCUAUAUGGAAACAACAACAAACUAACACCAAGUGCCGGAACCCUGGAUGUGCAAUUGGUUUAAGUGUUCAUGUUCUAGUGAACUUGAGCUUCUUCUGGAACAAACACUAAAAUAAUCUGAGUCCAGUCUGCUGGUUACCAUGUGACCAGGGGAAUCCCAGGCCUGUGAGGAAAGUUCCAGUUUCCCUUGUAGCACACAAUGCCAGACAUAGCACUGAUCAAGAAAAUAGCUAUUGGGGCAAGAGGGAAACACCCCUCUUGUGUCCCUCAGUUCCACACCACUCUAUUCUUACUGACUUUGGGUUCAGGAUGUUUGGGAUUGUUUUGGGUUUGGUUUGGUUUUUCGAUGUAAACAAGAAGAGCAAGUUGACUGUGUCUAGUGAUCAGAUCCUGAAUCUAAAUACCCAGUCCUG
Suncus etruscus (white-toothed pygmy shrew) is the source of this 1594-nucleotide messenger RNA. RefSeq names its product phospholipid phosphatase 3 (gene PLPP3). The transcript is spliced from 6 exons. Gene Ontology annotation, molecular function: phosphatidate phosphatase activity. Gene Ontology annotation, biological process: canonical Wnt signaling pathway; phospholipid dephosphorylation; phospholipid metabolic process. Lineage: Eukaryota; Metazoa; Chordata; Mammalia; Eulipotyphla; Soricidae. The record is from RefSeq and is a predicted model, not a curated record. Bases 63 to 1001 code for a protein of 312 amino acids.